This is a messenger RNA of Cladocopium goreaui, 1051 nucleotides long. The record is from the annotation of a GenBank genome assembly. Lineage: Eukaryota; Dinophyceae; Suessiales; Symbiodiniaceae.
GUUCGCCGGCUUGGUCCUGGUACCAUGUUUGGCCAUCGCCUCGAAACUUCGAGCAGGACGUGCCACGUGUGACGCUUGGAGCUGUUCAGAGGGAUACGUUCCCAAGCUCGGGGUCAAGGCGUUGGAAGGAGCCAGCAAUGAGGAGUGCUGUUUGGCCACCUGCAAGUUGCAUGACUGCAGCGAUGGCUUUGUGGCCAACAGCAGCUAUGACAGCAACACAGGCGCCAGCGACGCAGAGUGUUGCGAUAAGACUUGCAGCGCUGCGUUGGAGGAUGGCAGCUUUAUGUGUGGCACGAAUGAGAAGGUGGCCUGUGAUUCGGGAUAUAUCUUGGACCAAACGAAACUGGAGGAAGGUGGCACCAAAGAUGACUGCUGUGUGAAGUCCUGUGAGCUCUUCACCUGUGAUGCUCAGCAUGGCUUUGGGAUUCCACCGCAGAAACGCAGCCAGCAAGCGGAGCGCUCUGAGGACUGCUGCGAGCGGCAGUGCCGCAGUCACGUCUGCAGUGACGGAUGGACAAAGGACCAUACCCAUGAUGAGGCUUUCGAUCCCUCAGAUGAGAUGUGCUGCCUCAUGCAGUGCCAGUCCUUCCAAUGUCCAGCAGGGUGGAUCUCCAAUCCCGCGAAGAAAGGAAUGAUCGGCAACACAGCGGAGAUUUGUUGUUUACCUCCUUGCGAUUCGCACAACUGCAGUGCGCAGGCGAACACGGUCGUGAAGGAUGGCGCACAUGGACGCACGGAUGAGGCCUGCUGUGAGAAAACCUGUGCUGCUCACAGCUGCUCCAAGGGAUUGGUGGCAGUAGAAGUGCGAGCCCAGAGUGUUCCGGGCGACGACGCCACCUGUUGCGAAGUCAAGGGAUGUGAAGAGAUGAGGAAGCUCACAAAGCUGAAAAGCGGUGAAAGUUGCAAUGCCUUGGCCAAGGAGGAUUGCGGCAGCCAUUUUGGCAGCUUCGUGAACAGCAAGAAACGGGCAGUGUUUGCCAGAUGUGACUUCGACCGUAGCCUUGGACUUUGUCGAUUGAGCUCCAAUGAAUCGGAUUGUGUUGACCACUGA